This is a messenger RNA of Anopheles darlingi, 1026 nucleotides long. RefSeq names its product leucine-rich repeat-containing protein 59-like. NCBI's taxonomy places the organism in Eukaryota, Metazoa, Arthropoda, Insecta, Diptera, Culicidae. Gene Ontology annotation, molecular function: protein binding. The coding region runs from base 201 to 863 and encodes 220 amino acids. The transcript is spliced from 3 exons. The record is from RefSeq and is a predicted model, not a curated record.
GAAUUUGAGACCGCACGAGCGGUAUGUGAUAAGAACAAAUUAAAGUCAAUUGCAACCACGGAAAAGGACUCUAAAUCUGUUUACUGGCUCCAGGAAAUCCACCCCCAAUCAGAGAGUACAGCAAUCUGUGGCCGCGAUCCGGGAGUCUCGUAAAGAAAACCCUGGAGCGCGCCGGACCUUCUACGGCUUCCCGAUAAGAAAUGGGUGAAGAAAACGAGGAAAUCAACGUCCGGGAGAGGCUGUGUGAUAACCUUUUGGACCUCAGCCUGCUGAACAUCUCCACGGUGCCGGUAGACGAAAUCAAAGCCCUCCGGAGAGCGACGAUUCUGGAUUUGUCCAACAACCGAAUCACAACUAUCGGGUCGGAUUUCCUCGCUCUCACGCAAAUCACCCAGCUGGAUUUGUCGAAGAACCGCAUCACUUCGAUCUGCGAUGACUUCGGCCAGCUGACCAGCCUACGCCGGCUCGAUCUGUACAACAAUCAAAUCACCCGGCUGCCGCUCACGUUCGGACGGCUGAAGAAUCUCAAGUAUCUUGAUCUGAAGAACAAUCCGCUGAACCCGGCACUGAGCAAAAAGAUUGGCACGUUCAGCGACACCAACGAUUGCCUAGCGGCCGCAUCGCGUGCCGUAGAACUGAUGAACAGCAUCGAGCAGAUGAUGCUGCGGGAUUGCAACGAGGAGAUUGCGAAGCGUGAGGCCGAGGAGAGGGCACUGGCGAAAGAGGAAACCGCUUCAGAGGCCGGUGGUAAGGGCAAGCGUAAGCGCAAGCAAACCGGCAUCGACGGAGAGGCAAUGGGUUCCGCGGACCAGAAAGGCACUGCCGCUGAGGGCGAUCGAAGAAACAAUAAGCAGCAGCAAUAGAAGCAGCACCAAGGUUCCGAUUCGUCCAGCUCCUGGUUAUCUUCCAUUUUAACAUUUGUCCUGCUGCUGCUCACGGGUCUGCUGCUCGUGUACUCGGCAACCUACUCCGGUAUCGUGAAGUCUCUCUGGGAGGAUUCCGAGAAUCUGAUCCUGGAGGAGUACA